This is a messenger RNA of Diabrotica virgifera virgifera (western corn rootworm), 3128 nucleotides long. RefSeq names its product brachyurin. Bases 61 to 900 code for a protein of 279 amino acids. NCBI's taxonomy places the organism in Eukaryota, Metazoa, Arthropoda, Insecta, Coleoptera, Chrysomelidae. The record is from RefSeq and is a predicted model, not a curated record. Gene Ontology annotation, biological process: proteolysis. Gene Ontology annotation, molecular function: serine-type endopeptidase activity. The transcript is spliced from 6 exons.
UUGGUCUAUAUAAAAGCAAUCUUUCAAUGGUGUUUAAGGUAGUGUUUCUUGCAACAAAAAAUGUACAGUACUAUAAAGUUUUUGCUCACAAGUUUUACAUUAGUACAGGCUAAAUUGGACUGGAAUAAAGUUUUCCCAAAUGAACUAAAGGUACCGCAUAUUAACCUUGAUUACCAUGAUAUAACUCAUCUUAAAAUUGUAGGUGGAAUAGAAACGGAACCUCAUUCUAAACCAUAUCAAGUAGCACUUCUAAUUCCUGUACCAAGGGGAACUUCAUUUUGUGGCGGUUCCCUUAUUUCUAAACGAACUGUCUUAACUGCUGCUCAUUGUCUGGAUAGGGUAAAUGGAAAAGUUACCGUUAUUUUAGGUGGCCAUAAUAUUCGAAAAAAAGAACCUAGUCAAAUAAGGGUGAAAUCUAGCACUGUUAUUAUUCAUCCAGAUUGGAAUAGAUUUCUUCUUAGAAAUGAUGUUGGUCUAGUCAUACUGCCAUCAGAAGUGGAGUUGAAUGAUGAUAUCCAAACGAUUCCACUUCCACACGAAAACUCAAAAGCUAGCUUUAAAGGAAAAAAUGCAUUAGCAACUGGAUGGGGAAGAUAUAGUGAUUAUAAUAAAAAUAUUUCACCCGUAUUGAGAGAAGUAAAUAUUCCCAUUAUUUCAAAUUUUUGGUGUGGUGUACAUUACUUGGGAAGUAUUACUGAUAGUCACAUAUGCGCAUCAGGCACUGGUGGUAGGGCCACGUGUAACGGAGAUUCUGGAGGGCCAUUGGUUGUUCAUGGAGUCCAAGUCGGCAUUGUUUCAUUUGGAGUAAUUUUUGGAUGCGAGAUUGGUUGGCCAGUAGUAUUUUCUCGUAUUACAUAUUUUUCUGAUUGGAUUCAUGAAAAUAUGAUUGAUGGCGAAUAAUAAUUGUCUAAUAUGUUAAAGCUUUAUUUUUAUUUGUUUAUGUUUAUAUACCAAAUUAAUAAAAUAAAUAUAAUUAUUAUAAAUUUUAUCGAAUAAUUUCUGCUGUAACAGUCUAUGUAAAUUUACGGUCUAUGGGCAAUGGUCUGGAACUGGUUUUUCCUGAAGUUUUGACCCCAAUUCAGUUAGACAAUAAGGACAAUCUUUGUGCGGGGAGAACUGGUGAUGAACAGUUUGGUUUCCAAAACGAGAUGGGUACUCGGGAAGCUCUUUUUGCAUGCUAAUACUCUUACAAAGGAGCAUCGAGUUUAGGAAAAAUAUUUACGUAUCCUUUAUAGAUUUCGAAAAAGCCUUUGAUAGAGUACCACAUACAUUAAUAUUUCAAUGCUUAGACUUAAUUGGUCUGAACACAUACGACAUAAGAUUACUCAAAAAUCUUUACUACAAUGAGAUCGCUUGUAUUAAGUUGGAUCAAUAAGUUUCUGCUAAAGUCUCUAAACUUUGUGUCAGACAGGGAUAUGUAAUGUCACAUCUGGUGUUAAAAUCGGUGGUAAAAUUAUUAAUAACAUCAGAUACCUACUCAGAUGACACCGCCAUCAUGGCAGAGAGUCUAGAAGACCUUAAAACCCUGUUGAACGCUGUAAACAACGAAUGUGCUGUAAAGGGCUUAACAAUAAACGCAAAGAAAACAAAAUGGAUGGUGGUCGAAAAAAUAUUGAAGACUCAGUACUAAAAUUAGAUAACAAAAUCCUGGAAAAGGUGGAACACUUUAAAUAUCUGGGUAGCUGGAUUGACUGCACGGUUGAAAGUGAUGAGCAAAUUUCGACCAGAAUAGAACUUGCACGAAAAAUCUUUAUUAACUUUCUGUGCAGUAGAAGUCUGUCAUUGACCACACGUCUAAGUGUAUUGAAGUGCAACGUCUGGUCCGUUUUGUUCUAUGGAUAUGAAACCUGAAAAAUAAAAGUUUAACAAAUUAGAAGCAUUUGAGUUGUGGUGUUACCGUCGGAUGCUCAGAAUUCCGUGGACAGCACACAUAUCUAACGAACAUGUACUAGAGACCAUCCACAAAGAGCGAGAAUUGAGCAACCAGUCCAUAAAAAUGAAAAAGGUUCAAUACUACGGUUUUUGAGGACCUAAAUAUCGUUAACUCCGGUUGAUCCUUCAGGCAAAAUCGAUGGAAAACGCUAAGUUAGAAGAAAACAGCUGUCCUGGCCGCAUAACAUUAGACAAUGGAAGAUCGAACGGUCUUGAAGAAUAAGGACAAUAAAGGAGCGACGAAAUUUUCAAGAGCGGAUAGCGGCUCUUCUAGAUUUCUGGGGAAUCUCAAUACUUUCUUGUAUCGUUUUUGCUAGUUUAAAAUAUUGGCAUCUGCCGGUUCGAUUUGUGACAUUUGUAACAUACAAUAAAAAAUCGUGGAUGGAUACGCUUACUUAUUGUAAGUUUCGAUCAUUCGUUUAGAUCUCGUUGUUUGUCGAUGCUGCAGUUGAUUCUUUUUGGACGUAUAUAUAUUUCAUUUGUGUCUAUUAGGGCACAAACUUUUGUCUCGUAGUAUGAUUUGCAUAGAUGCUUUUCAAAUGUGGACAUGAAAACGACUACUUCGAUUUUAUGAACGGCUCCCCGCACGAAUGUCUGGAUUCUAGAUGAAAGUCAACCCAGUCAACGUCUCUAGUACUGUUUACUCUAGAAUUUUUAAAGUUCUUUCGUCAUAUUCUUCGAAGCGAUUAAAAAAUGGAGCGAUUGGUGAGCCAAGAAAGACCUCAAAGUUAACUACAACGCGGCAAAUCUCCAAAACGAUGGGCAGACAUUACAAAAAAGCUUUUCAACAAACAGUAUGUAACAUGUAACAAAUGACCGCUACCAGGUAAGUUAUUAAUCAAACUACCCGAGCUGGUUCAAUUCUGAACCACAAGACAUCUGCUAAGAUGUUAAUGACCAUGGUGAUUAUGAUUUACAUCGACUUUAAUAAUGUUGGCCGCAGUUGUAGACGAAACGUCAAAGAAAAACAAUUUCAGACCAUGCCUUAUAACACCCGAAUAAAAUGUAUUAUUACAAUUUUGAAGCAGUUUUUAAAGAACUUGCUGAUUUAUAAAAAUAUUUUUAAAUAAUAAUUACAAAAACUGUAUCUGCCUAUUUCUAUAAAAAUCUAUGUGAGAUCUUGGGAUUUCCUAGAGCCACAAGAUCACAAGACCACACUAUGAUUUCCGUUUAUAAAUAAAAAAGCAUUAAAUAUU